Dreissena polymorpha is the source of this 6203-nucleotide messenger RNA. RefSeq lists its product as uncharacterized. Lineage: Eukaryota; Metazoa; Mollusca; Bivalvia; Myida; Dreissenidae. The transcript is spliced from 17 exons. The record is from RefSeq and is a predicted model, not a curated record. The coding region runs from base 333 to 5165 and encodes 1610 amino acids.
AUAUCGUAUAUUACUUUCAUACGUAUGCAAUUUAAGUUCUCGGAUCGAAUGCGAACAAUCCAUGCACGAAUGCAUCGCUACCACAGCUUGGGUCCCUUCGCCAAAGGCUUGUUGGAUAUAAAUUGGCACAAGGUGAGGACGCUAUUUGUGACAUUUACAUAGAGGAGGGCUGGUAUCUUCUCGAUGGCGUCGUCUUAGCUUCAACAAACCAACGGUGCGGGACAGUGAGAAAUUGGUAUCGUAACAAUAACUUAAGUCUACCUGAUAAUUUGAACGUUGCAACUGACAUCGAACUGUGUAGAAAUGGUCCUGGCGGUGAUUGUGACAAGCGAAUGCACUCAUCGGUUAUCAAAUGCGCUGAUGAUAAGUAUGCAUUUCGUCUCGGACCGAUGGAUGGUUGCAUUGAAGCGUACUGUUUAGAACGAAUUUCGAAUGGACCUAUGCCAACUGGACAGCCUCCUGACAUCUCGAGCAUUAAGCCGGUAAUAAAUGUAGCAGCCAAACGCGUGAAAGAUGAAAAUGAGCUACAGUUCUACUGUGACUUUAACCCGACUGCAAACACAAAAUUCCAUUACAAGGUGUCAUGGACAAUUUCUCAAAGUUCCCUAUCAAGCCACGAACUGCAUCAUUCGGAACCAGUGAGAUAUCUAAGCCAGGAAGAUUUCCGUAGGAAGACCAUGAUGACUGAAAAACACCUUAAAGCACCCACGUAUUUUGGUUUGGGAGUAACAAUUGCCUGCUCUAUUACGGCCAGCGAAGACGUGGCAACCCCGGAAAGCAAUCCUGUGAUAAGUGAAGAGAAGUUCUGUGGAAUCAGGGCCUUGAACAGCUCGAACCACGUAUAUAUUUCGAACGACAAAGGCGCUGAUAUAUAUUUUGAACUAACAGUUCCGUUUGGGUGUGAAAAGGGCUUUGAAAAUCAGAAUUCGUUAUGUUACCUCGAUAUUACCCUUUUUAUUCCAAAUUCUGAAACAAAUUGCAAUAUCCCAGAUAUUGUGCAGCGCAAAGGUGCCAGAAAUUCGUGUGGAAUAAGAUUCCAUAUAAAUGAUGUCGGGAAACCGCAAAAACUUCACAUUCAGCCAAAGUAUCCAAAACUUACGGCAAAUUUAAAUAAACCAAUGACACUGAUUCUAGCCACUUCCAUGUAUGAAGCUCACCGCCUGUUCAGUGAAUAUGCAGUACAAACGAUGCAGGUCACAGUUUCAACUGAACAAAACAUCCUUAAUAACAAAUAUUGCUACGCUGUAUGCGACCCGCAUAUGCUGACAUUCGACGGACUUCCGUAUGAAAACCAGAUGGCAGGAACCUUUGAUUUGUACAUCAACACCGAGUAUAAUCAGAAGGUACAAAUACGAACACAAUCCUGUAACAACAAUGGACAAACACCGUUCUGUGUUUGCGGAGUUGCAAUCCAAGCAGGAAGUGAUGUGUUUGCUUUAAGUACUUGUACAAACACCAUUCUUGACGUCAGGUUUGUACAGUGCGAUGACAGGAUUCUAAGAGAAAAGGUAGAGAAAGUCUCAGAGACGUUGUACAGAGUUUCAUUGCCUAGCGGAACAUAUGUGGAAAUAACUUUGAGCGUAAUGGGACACAAUAUGAACGUCUACGUGUACCCUUCAGUGGCUGACUUUAUGAAAACAUCUGGAUUAUGCGGCUCAUUUGAUGGAACGACUACCAACGAUCGUCUAAACAGGCCCGGUUUUAACGAUCCGGACCCAAACAAAAGCUGGAUGAUGAAUACCGUUGACGAUUUGUUUAACGAACAUGUCGCUUUGAGGCCUUGGGAAGAUCACUAUCGUUUUUGUACAUGCAAUGAACACUCAAACAGCCCAACAAACAUUGCAACGUGCGACGUGGAUAUCAAGAAAACCUGCACUGCCAAACCACAUUUCGCGGACAGAUGUGUACACUCUUCUCACAGAAAAAGGAGAUCUGACUUUGGGGAAUAUAGACAGACAGACGAGGGUGAUUUUCAUAAAACUGUCAACGUUGCUUUUGUGUCAAAAUGCAGUGACGCUAUUAACCAUCGGAAGGAGCGGUCAAUAAAAACGUACACCGAUGAAACUGCGAGGAGUGAUUGCAUGCAGCUCCUGAACACCACUGCUUUUCAAAAAUGUUCAAGUAUUCCAGGUCUAGACUUCACAUCAAUCAUUAAUGAUUGCGUCCUCGACGCUAAGAUAACAGGAACUAUGGACUGGACAAUGUCACACUUAGAAACAAUAAAAUCUUCAUGCAUGCAACAAAUCGAUAUUCAAAAGAUGCCGCCGAAUGAAGAUCUAGAUGGAAUGACUAUCACAAUCAACGGAACAUCGUAUUCCAACAUUUCUGUUGACAACGCAUCUCUUUCGCUAUCAUCCGUUAUUACUCAAGAUAUGUUUGAGGAAAUUCGCAUGGUGUCAUGUCUAAGGGAGUGCAGCGGAUUUGGAGACUGUACCACUGGUUCUUGUAUUUGUAAGAAAGGUCAUAGUGGGGAGGAUUGCUCAAUAGAUUCUACAAGGCCCCCAGAAAUGAAAGGAAUUCCGGAUGAAGGUUUAUGCGACCUGCAGGAAAGAGCUUGCAAGAAAACGUCCGUUUUUGGAAACAAUCUUGCAUCCGAUAAUCAGGUCAAAUGCAAAAUUAAGCCUUUAGAGAUACACGUAACGCAUGAAAUUGUGACUAAAGAAGACUAUCGCGUGAUAGGUGUACCUCAGACUUACAUGGAGGUUUCAUGUCAGCUUGCACAAAGAAAGAAACGAUCCGUGGAUGCUGAUAUUGACGGCAUUGUGGCCAGAGUUUACAAUAUUUCAUUGAGUAACGACGGUGUCAACUUUAGCGAAGAAGACACAUUGGUUGUGUACGACUCGGCCUGCGUUAGCUGUAACAAGACAGACGAUACAUUUACAUGCAAAAAACGGACCGAUUUCUGUGUCAAUGACGGAAAGUGUCAUGGUAUUGGUGAUACGAUUGGCUGUUAUGUUUGUGCUACUCUUGGGAAUGGGUCUGCAGGAUGGCAACCAGAUCCAGGCUGCACCACUACUUCGUAUAUCUCCACGAAUAAUGGGACUCGACACGGCUUGACCAGCAAUACGAUUGGAGUUGGUUUGACCAAAAGCACGACUCGAGACGGCUUGACCAGCAAAACGUUUGGAGAUGGUUUGACAAAAAGCAUGACUCAAGACGGUUUGACCAGCAAAACGAUUGGAGAUGGUUUCACCGAAAGCACGACUCGAGACGGCUUGACCAGCAACACGACUGGAGAUGGUUUGACAAAAAGCCCGACCCAAGACGGCUUGACCAGCAAAACGAUUGGAGCUGGUUUGACAAAAAGCACGACCCAAGACGGCUUGACCAGCAAAACGAUUGGAGAUGGUUUGACAAAAAGCACGACGCAAGACGAUUUGACCAGCAAAACGAUCGGAGAUGGUUUGACAAAAAGCACGACUCAAGACGGCUUGACCAGGAAAAAGAUUGGAGAUGGUUUGACAAAAAUCACGACUCAAGUCGGCUUGACCAGCAAAACGAUUGGAGAUGGUUUGACAAAAAGCACGACUCAAGACGCCUUGACCAGGAAAACGAUUGGAGAUGAUUUGACAAAAAGCACGACGCAAGACGGCAUGACAAGGAAAACGAUUGGAGAUGAUUUCAUCAAAAGCACGAUUCAAGUCGGCUUGACAAGCAAAAAGAUUGGAGAUGGUUUGGCCAAAACCACGACUAAAGACGGCUUGACUAGGAAAACGAUUGGAGAUGAUUUCACCAAAAGCACGACUCAAGUCGGCUUGACAAGCAAAAACAUUGGAGAUGGUUUGGCCAAAACCACGACUCAAGACGGCUUGACUAGGAAAACGAGUAAAGGUCGGUCAAGUCCAAUUACGACUCGACACGGCUUGACCAGCAAUACGAUUGGAGUUGGUUUGACCAAAAGCACGACUCGAGACGGCUUGACCAGCAAAACGUUUGGUGAUGGUUUGACAAAAAGCAUGACUCAAGACGGUUUGACCAACGAAACGAGUGGAGAUGGUUUCACCGAAAGCACGGCUCGAGACGGCUUGACAAGCAAAACGACUGGAGAUGGUUUGACAAAAAGCCCGACCCAAGACGGCUUGACCAGCAAAACGAUUGGAGCUGGUUUGACAAAAAGCACGACCCAAGACGGCUUGACCAGCAAAACGAUUGGAGAUGGUUUGACAAAAAGCCCGACGCAAGACGAUUUGACCAGCAAAACGAUCGGAGAUGGUUUGACAAAAAGCACGACUCAAGACGGCUUGACCAGGAAAACGAUUGGAGAUGGUUUGACAAAAAUCACGACUCGAGUCGGCUUGACCAGCAAAACGAUUGGAGAUGGUUUGACAAAAAGCACGUCUCAAGACGGCUUGACCAGGAAAACGAUUGGAGAUGAUUUGACAAAAAGCACGACGCAAGACGGCUUGACCAGGAAAACGAUUGGAGAUCAUUUCACCAAUAGCACGACUCAAGUCGGCUUGACAAGCAAAAAGAUUGGAGAUGGUUUGGCCAAAACCACGUCUCAAGACGGCUUGACUAGGAAAACGAGUAAAGGUCGGUCAAGUCCAAUUACGACUCGACACGGCCUGUCCAGCAAUACGAUUGGAGUUGGUUUGACCAAAAGCACGACUCGAGACGGCUUGACCAGCAAAACGUUUGGUGAUGGUUUGACAAAAAGCAUGACUCAAGACGGUUUGACCAACAAAACGAUUGGAGAUGGUUUCACCGAAAGCACGACUCGAGACGGCUUGACCAGCAACACGACUGGAGAUGGUUUGACAGAAAGCCCGACCCAAGACGGCUUGACCAGCAAAACGAUUGGAGCUGGUUUGACAAAAAGCACGACCCAAGACGGCUUGACCAGCAAAACGAUUGGAGAUGGUUUGACAAAAAGCCCGACGCAAGACGAUUUGACCAGCAAAACGAUCGGAGAUGGUUUGACAAAAAGCACGACUCAAGACGGCUUGACCAGGAAAACGAUUGGAGAUGGUUUGACAAAUAUCACGACUCAAGUCGGCUUGACCAGCAAAACGAUUGGAGAUGGAUUGACAAAAAGCACGACUCAAGACGGCUUGACCAGGAAAAUGAUUGGAGAUGAUUUGACAAAAAGCACGACGCAAGACGGCUUGACCAGGAACACGAUUGGAGAUGAUUUUUUACCAAAAGCAGGACUCAAGUCGGCUUGACAAGCAAAAAGAUUGGAGAUGGUUUGGCCAAAACCACGACUCAAGAUGGCUUGACUAGGAAAACGAGUAAAGGUCGGUCAAGUCCAAUUACGAAAUCCAAUGGAGACCGGUUAAUGGCUCCUAACACUGUAUAUAUUCUUGUUUCCAUUUUGUGUGGACUAUUUUUAUUUUGUUGACAAUACUUGAGUAUUGAAUUAACUUUUUUUCUAAGAUUGUCUUUUUCGGUUCCUUGUUUUUGUUAAUGAAAUUAUAAGCGUUUUUAUCAUCAAACUUUUCGGACAUUGUGUUCUACAUAUAAUGUCAUGUUAUUUAUUAUUGGUUAGUUGUAAGUAUACCACGGCAUCGUAAAUUCAUGAAUUAAAUAUAGUAGUAUAUAAUGUUCUUGUGUAGUUAAGGAAAAUUAAAACAUAAACUUAACUUCAACUCCGACGAUAAUUGUUAUUGCGUGACAGUUUGCACAGAAAGUAUAUUAUGCCUCUACUGAAAAAACGGCUUGUUAACGUACACCAUGUUAUACUCUUAGCUUUACGCAUAACUUAUAGUGCUUUGCCUAUUCAUUUAUUUGAAUUAUUCAAGGAAAAUACCGCUGAAAUUAUUUCAUAGGCUAGAUUGUUUCAACCAAGAAUCAGUUGUGUUGUAUGUGUAACAUUAUAUUUAUUGUGAUAUAUGACUUAUAUAUACUGCACAGCAGCGCUGAUUUGAUCCUGCAAUUUCAGACAUGGGCUAUUUAUAGCAUGUAAAUUUUGAAAUUGGAAUAGCCAAUCAGAAUUCACGCCUCAAGAAUAACCUAUUAUCAAGAUGGCGAUUUGACACAAUCAACACAAUCGAUUAUUUAUUAUUAUAACAGAUGAUGAAGAUUUGAAGAAAAUGCAAAAAAUAUAAAGACCAUAGGUUCAUAAUAAACUGACACUAACGUAAUUAACUUUCUAAUUGUAAAGUUUGUGUAACAUUAUAUUUAUUGUGAUUGCAAUGACUCAUAUAUACUGCAUAAUAGCGCUGCUUUAAUCUUGAUAUGUAUUAAAUAAAUGUUGUAUUAUG